Molecule: messenger RNA, 594 nt
Organism: Schistosoma bovis
Lineage: Eukaryota; Metazoa; Platyhelminthes; Trematoda; Strigeidida; Schistosomatidae
Source: the annotation of a GenBank genome assembly
AUGAAUCUAUCACCAUCGAAACUAAAUUCAAAAUCAAAUGAAUUAGAAACAGUCAAUGAAGAAUCCACUAUAAAAGAUACCAAUACAAAUGAUGUAAUGAAUCAAGAAAGAAAUUCUAGAUUAGAUUUAUUAUCAAAAGCUAAAGGUGUUAAAAGAUUAUCAUUGAUAAAACAUUUAAUCACUGCACAAUCUCAACCACAAACUCCAGCCAGUUGUCCCAAUCGUUCACCAUUAUCCUGUUUCAACACUUCCAUCAAUGGUCCAACAUCAGCAGUAGAAACAAAUAAAAUAUUUUCUUUUCGAGAAGUUAAUCAUCCAACAAGUGUUAUCACUAGUAGGAAGAUCAGUCAAAACAUUCAAUCAUCAUCAUCAGCAGCAGCAUCCUCUCUGACAUCUUUGACAAAUACUAGUCGACCACCAUUGUCACUAUUAGGUAUUCUGGCUGCUAAACGAAUCACACGGAAAUUUCUAUCGACAUUGGCUGAUGAGAAACAUCAAAGACGUCUGAGUACAUUCAGUAGACUAUUUAUAAAUGUUAACAAUGAUGGAUUAGUUACUGAGUAUGUUACUAUGGAAUAUUUGAUUGAUCACUAA